Messenger RNA from Colletes gigas, 2454 nucleotides. It is a transcript of the gene Zyx, whose product is annotated as thyroid receptor-interacting protein 6. Gene Ontology annotation, cellular component: focal adhesion; stress fiber. Lineage: Eukaryota; Metazoa; Arthropoda; Insecta; Hymenoptera; Colletidae. The record is from RefSeq and is a predicted model, not a curated record. Bases 804 to 2423 code for a protein of 539 amino acids. Gene Ontology annotation, biological process: cell-cell adhesion. The transcript is spliced from 6 exons.
CGUUCAACGAAAAUUAUCCCAGUGUCGAUAACGUGUGUUCGAAGAUGGCGCGGAACGUUAAUCUGCAUGGCCUGCAACUUUCUGAACGCUUAAAGAAAAUCGUGUGAACUAAUAUUGAUAAAUAAAAAAGAAUAAGAAACGAACUUAUUGUCCUUUUACUUGUCAAGUAGAAGGUCAACCUAUUUGGGCCACGAAGAACGAAUGUAUUUGAAUCAAAUUCACGUAACUUUGUAAUACAUCCAACGGUCUAUUUUUGUGAAUAUCGAACCAUUGAUUGGGAAGUCGAAAGUCGAAAACUUUAUGCUCUAGGAACAGACUCGUAAACGCGCGUCGUACACGUUAUUAUACACGUUCGAUACAGACAUUUUUAUAAUUUAAUUACUAUAGACGACAACGAACGUCGUGUAGAAUUCAGGGCGUGGUUUGACUCAUUCGCAAAUAAAGUCAGUGCUUUAGCUGUUGGAGAUUCGUGCCUAAAGUGACAGUAGUGCGAAUUUAUUAGUUUGUCAAUGACUCAAUUGUUGUCUACACAGUGAAUAUUUGAACAGUUCCUCGAUUAUUGCUUGAAUGUAGCAUUGUAGAUGCAUAAGAGAACUAUGGCCAAACCCGAAAAGUCAAUAUAAAGGAAUUUCUAUAGUUGUAAGAUAAGGGAUUUAUGAGUCAGCCAUUCAGUUCUGGUACAAUUGACGUACGAAAGAUAUUCGACGAUAUCUCGCGAUUAAAAACUGUUCGAUUUUAUAAUUUAAAAGUGUUUGAAAUAAAAAUUUAUAAAGGACAAUCCGAUCGAUUGAUUUACCAGAAAAAUGUCUAAUGUCAGUAACUUAGAGCAACAAAUUGCGAGCUUGCAAAUCAAUCAUAGGGAUGGUGUCAAAACUGUUAAACCUGGGAAAAAAGUAGGUCCAGCUGUACCACCGAAACCAAAAAAAUCACAGCCUCAGAUACCACAAAGUUAUACUAUAAAGGCUGCGUCUGUGCCAUCGUACAGUACAGUACUCAAUAACUCUGGAACAAAUGAAAAGCCAUCAAAUUUGUACGUGAACUCUCCUUCGCCAUAUGUACCACUAAAUAUCGAGAAGAAUGAUUUUUCAUUGUCGUCCUCUACAAAUGGGAAGGAUACAUCUAAAGUUUAUCAGAAUAAUGACAACUUCUACAUAUGUCAGGCAGAUGAAAAAUUUGAACCAAAAUAUGGAUAUGAUGAAAAAAAUUACUACUCAAAUGUUGGAAAUAUGCCGGCUCCUCAAGUUCCCCUCGAUGAUCAUUCAAGAUCAGUAAGAAAUGUUGUAUAUAGCAACAUAGAUCCUCCAGUAUCUAUGCCAGUUAAAACUGGAAGUAAAGCUGAAAAGGAUAUAAUUUAUAGUAAUAUUCAAUGGAAUUCUAAACCAGAAAAUGCAUACUGCAAUAUUCCUCCUGCUCAUGACGACUUACCACCGCCCCCGGAACCAUCGGAGUAUGUUCCAUGUGUACCGAGCAGUUCCUUCCCGCCACCACCGGAAGAACUACCACCUCCACCGAGUCCCGUUUCAUCCAGUUAUAGCGAAUUAAGACGUGCCACUUAUCAAACUGAUUUCUCUUCGGAUAAUUAUCCAAAUGAUAUUUAUGGUCCAAGCUCACAAUCUAGUUCUACAUAUGAAUCUAUAUACGAACCGAUUAAUCCUAGACCGCCAUCGCAGCUAUCUUGCAAUUAUUCUAUGUAUUCUGGUUAUGGAUCUGCUACAUCAACUCAGCCGCAAGGAAAAGUGUCUCCGGUCAAGGAAGUGGAUGUCUUGACUGAUCUAUUAGUGCAAGGAAUGGAAGACAAUACCGAAGAUGGCGACAUAUAUGGAAUUUGUGCACAAUGCGGUCGUAAAGUUGAAGGGGAAGGUACCGGUUGCUCUGCGAUGGACAAGGUGUUCCACAUUGAUUGCUUCUGUUGUUAUGUUUGUAAAGUUAAUCUACAGGGUAAACCAUUCUAUUCGCUGGAAAGCAAACCUUACUGUGAGGAAGAUUAUCUGAAUACAUUAGAAAAGUGUUGCGUUUGCACCAGACCAAUACUAGAUAGAAUAUUAAGAGCUACAGGCAAACCUUAUCAUCCAUCCUGUUUCACAUGCGUAGUUUGUGGUCAAAGCUUGGACGGUAUACCGUUUACGGUUGAUGCUACAAAUCAGAUUCAUUGUAUACAGUGCUUUCACAAAAAAUUUGCACCGCGUUGUUGUGUAUGUAAGCUACCAAUUAUGCCAGAACCAGGUCAAGAUGAAACAGUACGGGUCGUGGCCCUGGAUCGAAGUUUUCACAUUCAAUGUUACAAGUGCGAAGACUGUGGUUUGGUUCUGUCUUCCGAUUCCGAGGGGCGUGGCUGCUAUCCUUUGGACGAUCAUGUAUUAUGUAAAAGUUGCAAUGCUACUCGCGUACAAGCACUUACAUCACAUAUGACGACAGAAUUAUAAAUCGCAUAAAUACACAUAAUUAUUAAGACAA